AUGAAGACGACAAGUCGAAAGAGCAGCGAAGCUCUGAACACGAUGGCCAUGGCAGCCCCUCCAGGAAGUGCUAGUAAGACACGUCCUGAUCCUCCCGGUCGGAUCAAGAAUUGGUCUAUUAGCAGAACAGCCAGCGACAUUGGCAAUAGUGCCUCCAAGAUGCCUCGCUCUCUGUUUGUCUCGGUGGUUAUUUUGGCAGCCGUCAUUUCCAAUUUGACCUUUUCCGCCUUUACCAGUACCAAGAAAUCCAACUUCAUUUUUGCCACUGAAAUAGAUCGAGCUCUGCAACUCAGGGGGAAUAAUAGCACUCCCACGCCCGCACCCGUCUCGUUGACCCAAGUCAUGACCAUGGACGAUGUGGAAAUUGACGAAGGUGAAGACGACGACACUCCCGUGAAACUGCAACUGACGGCACAACUCGUGGCAGAAGUUACAAAACCACCAGCCAAGGAACAAACCAAACCACACGCGGCCAAAUCGCUGGCUGCUUCUACCAACAGCAGCAAAAACAAGAAGACACAACAGACGACAAUUCAUGAUAUCAACAAGGAGGCUCCCUACGCGCAUCUCAAAGAUGGUGCCUUUAUUCAUCUUGGAAAAACGGGGGGUUCCACUCUAGCCGGUCUCCUCCGCGAUGGCUGUCAUUCUUUUUUGCCUCACCCCUGUGAGAAUCAUCCCAUUAUUGAUAGCGACCAGGAAACACAGGCAUCGCUCAAAACACCACACUAUUAUCACAUUCCCGAUUUCAUCAUGUUACCCUUUCAUCCCGUACGAGAAUUCUACAUUGUCACACUCCGGGAUCCUUUGGAGCGUACCAAAUCCGCCUUUGUCUACAGUCAUCCCAAAAAUGAUAAAACGCUCAAACUCCACGAUCGAGGCUGGCAACGCGUCCUCAAAAUGAACAAGUGGGACAUGGACAAGGUCAUGCAGUGUUUUCCCACUCUAGAGCAAUUUGUGCAAAACAUUGGAGAUGGCAAUGCCUAUCGGAAUUUCGAAUACCCCUGGUUGCCCAAACAACGCAUGAUCCUGUUUCAAGACAAUUGCACCAAUUUUGCCAGGGCCGCCAUGAACCACCGGAUCAAACCCAUGGUACACCUCGAGUGGAAUUUAGAGCAUAUUUACGAAAGCAUGAAUGCCGCAUGGAACCAGACGGUCAUUUUUGCCACACGACAAGAACACAUGGCACAAGAUUGGCAAUCCCUCAAUCACAUGUUGGGAGAAACCAAGGAUACCACAAAGUUUUGGCCCGAAAAGAAAGUACGAGAUGUCUCCAAAGUACAACUCCCCGUGCCAAACGAAUUGAGUGAAGAGGGGCGUGUCCAGCUCUGUCGGGCAUUGCGUGGCGAGUAUCAACGAUAUGUGGAAUACCUCUUUGCAUCGGUCAAUCUGUCACCACAAGACCGACAAGACAGCCUCGAGUUCGCGAAAAAGAGCUGUGGGGAUCAACUCGACUUUUUGAAUGCAAAAGAUCCACUGGCGGCCGUACUCGCCAAUCCGGACCAUACCCCACAGCCGGAAGCAACAGUACCCAAAGGGUCGCAUCUGCCAAACAAGGCCAAAGCCAACGCAACCGUCAAGAAAUCUGCUUACACGAUGCCGACGGGUUCUCCCAGCACGGCAUUAUCCAGCAGCAAGCAUGCGGAACCGAACGAGAGUGCCGCCUAUGCGCAUUUGAAAACGGGUGCCUUUAUCCACUUGAGUCAGACGGGAGGAGACAUUUUGUCUGGAUUCCUCAAAUAUGGAUGCCACUCGUUCAUGCCCAAACCUGCCCAACAAGGAACAUAUCCACAACGAAACCAUUGUCUCCAUCAAAACGAAACAAUAUUACACAUUCCUGAUUUCCACCGUCUACCCCACAACCGAACCAAUGACUUUUACACGGUGUU
Messenger RNA from Seminavis robusta, 1886 nucleotides. The record is from the annotation of a GenBank genome assembly. Lineage: Eukaryota; Bacillariophyta; Bacillariophyceae; Naviculales; Naviculaceae.